AUGCAUACCGCUUCGCUAACGUUCGGGGUCCUCUUCCUCACCCUCGCAAGUGGCGCCCAUUCCGAAUGCACCCGCGCGUCCCUCAACGCCGCCGCACAAAUCUACCUCGUCUCGCUAUCCAGCGGCGAAAUCUCCUCCGCUUUCGACAACACCAAAUAUGUCCAAAACAACAAGACCAUGCACCUCUCUUCCGGCAUCCUAUCCGAACCGCUCAACGUCACGCACAGCAAAAUCACCGCCGACGCCGUCGGCUGCGGCGCCUACAUCGAAGUCAUUUCCACAAGCCCGCACCCAGGCCAUGUUAUCGGGACGCAGAUCCAUACGGAUUCGAACGGCACGCCUACACUCAUCGACUCUAUAGUAACGAGUGAAGGGGACUGGUUGUUCAAUGCGACGAAGUCGCUCGAGAUCGUGACUGGCGAGAAAUGGGAUGCGAUCCCCGCUGGGAACCGCACCUCGCGCGCUGCGCUCAAAGCCGCGAUCGACGCGUAUCUCGAUCUGUGGGGGAACCCUGACGCGCCCGUGCCGUGGGGUACUCCGUGCCGGCGCAUGGAAGGGUCCGCACAAACCGGGAGCGGAAAGCCUGACGACAGUUGCAAUGUUGGAAUACCCGGUGGGAGCCAGCCGCCCGUGACGAAUCGCCGGUAUGUGGUGGACGAGCAGAUGGGGAGUGCGAAUGUUUUGUGUGAUUUUGGGGCUAUGAGGAACGGGGUGCCGGAUAGCCAUGAGAUAAGAUUGGGCCCGAAUGGGAAGUUGAGGUAUGUGCAUACUAUGACUGUUAUGACGGCUGGAGAGUCUGGGAAUAGGGAGUGA
Molecule: messenger RNA, 813 nt
Organism: Trematosphaeria pertusa
Lineage: Eukaryota; Fungi; Ascomycota; Dothideomycetes; Pleosporales; Trematosphaeriaceae
Exons: 1
Coding region: 1-813 (270 amino acids)
Source: RefSeq, a predicted model, not a curated record